Conger conger (European conger) is the source of this 4724-nucleotide messenger RNA. RefSeq names its product glycerophosphodiester phosphodiesterase domain containing 4a (gene gdpd4a). The transcript is spliced from 16 exons. NCBI's taxonomy places the organism in Eukaryota, Metazoa, Chordata, Actinopteri, Anguilliformes, Congridae. Bases 267 to 2096 code for a protein of 609 amino acids. Gene Ontology annotation, cellular component: membrane. Gene Ontology annotation, biological process: lipid metabolic process. Gene Ontology annotation, molecular function: glycerophosphodiester phosphodiesterase activity. The record is from RefSeq and is a predicted model, not a curated record.
GCAGUAAGCAGAGCAGGGCUUUACCUGCGCAGUUUCAUCAGUGCGAGCUGCUACCGUAUAUCUCGCAACAACAGCGCAGCACUGCGGCUGACCAUCGCGUGAAGAUUAAAGGAGAUUGGAGCCCAGAAAGAAAAAAUAAUCGCACGAAUUUGCACGACUUUCCCUCAAAGCUGAGCAGAUUCGGGGCCCUGCUCCUUUGCACCCUCCUCUUCUUCUUCCUCCGGCCUUCCGCUCCUCGUCCCUCAAUGGCGUGGAGCGACUGAUCCAUGGGCCGCUCCCCCGUCUCCCUGUCCAAACUGAAACUGGGGAAGCUGAAGGUCGUGCGCCGGCAGCUGCUGCAGCGCUAUGAGCACCAGCCCUUCAUCUCCUGCCUGGCAGGUCUGUACGGCUGCCAGUGGAAGCGCUACCAGAGGGCACGUGCCCAGCCGGGGGAGUGCUGCUGCAGCAAGUUGGAAUGUGGCAGUUUUGGGAUCCUGAUAUUGACAUUUUGGCUUGCCUUGGUGUUCCUGUACUUCUGGAGUGAGGCACAGAAUGACUAUAAUGACUUUGACUGGUUCAAUUUUGGGAAACUGGGCUUCUGGUUCCCUUGGUCAUUGGUCUUGCUGAUUGUUACCGCUGUGCUCUUCACAUACAUCGCCAUCUUGCUGGUGCUCGCAGUGUGCCUGCUCUCUGAGGGACAGAGGCUGUACUUACACUGGAGCCACAAGAUUGGGAUCCUGGUGACACUGACAUUCUCCAUUAGUGCCACUGCUGUGCUCUCUGACUUGUGGGGCAAGGGUUGGAAAACUCUCCUUCUGUCAUUCCAGGUCACGGCACCUUUCCUGCAUGUGGGUGGAGUAUCGCUAAUGACACUCUUGUCCUGGCCAAUAGCGUUGUACUUUUUCCGCAUGAAUAAAAGAGGGAGGCAGGUGGCCAUCCUUGGGCUGUACCUGGUGGUCCUCUUCACUCUGUACCUGGUGCCCCUUGGCAUGUACUCCCCCUGCAUCAAAGAGCAGGGCAUGCUGGGACCUCCACCUGCCCUCAUUGGACACAGAGGUGCUCCCAUGCUCGCCCCAGAAAACACACUGCUGUCCUUUGAGAAAGCUGUGGAAGAAGGGGGGGAGGGCCUGGAAACAGAUGUGACAAUCAGUUACGAUGGGGUGCCCUUCCUAAUGCAUGACAAUACUUUGCGGAGGACGACCAACGUGCGCGAGGUGUUCCCCAACCGGACGGACACGCCGGCCUCCAUGUUCACUUGGAGCGAGCUGGAAACGCUCAACGCCGGGGCCUGGUUCCUCUCGCGUGACCCCUUUGGGACUGCUUCUUCACUGGACCCAGAUGACCAGGUCAGGGCGCAGAACCAGACUGUCCCCAGGCUGAGGGACAUCCUGGACCUGGCUGCUCUGCACGGCAAGCUGGUGAUCUUUGACCUGUACCGCCCACCCAGAGGCCACCCUUACAGGGACACCUGGAUCAACCGCACCCUGGAGGUCCUCCACAAUGAGUCCUCCCUGAACUCCAGCCAGGUCUUGUGGCUGCCCUCAUACCAGAGGGACCUGGUUCAGGAGAUGGACCCUGCCCUGCAGCAGACAUCCGGAAGCAAGGCCUCAAUUGAGGAGCUGCAAGAGAACCAUAUUGUCAGGCUGAACCUCCACUACAGCUCCAUGUCUCAGGAGCACCUCAGCAAGUACUCGUCGGUGAACAUCGGGACGAACCUGUAUGUGAUCAGCCAGCCCUGGCUGUACUCUCUGGCCUGGUGUGCUGGGGCCCAGUCAGUCACCACCAACGCCCUGCACAUCCUCAAGAACCUCCACAGACCCCUCUUCCUCAUGACUCCAGAGCAGUACAGUCUGAUGUGGAUCCUGACAGACGUGGUGUCGGCAGUGCUCAUCGCCUUGGUGUUUGGGUUCCAUUGGUGGAGGGAGCGAGGCCUGCCCUUCUGGUCGGGCAGCAGACAGGCACACCAGAGCCUGCAUGGAACCUACAGCAAGUUCAGGACCGCGGAGCUCAGUGACGUGUGGUCCAUCUCCGGGGUCAGUGUCCGUGGAGAGGCCCGAAGCCAGCCCCCCACUCCCAACCUGGCCACCAUUUCAGAGCAGCCGGAGCCCCCUGUCUGAGACGGAGAAAGGAAGACAAGAGCUGCCUCUCCUCGGUCCUUAAACCAUCCAACCAGUGCCCCUCCCCACCUGGCAACCAAUAAACUCUCACUGCUUUCUGGCAGUGUAUUUAACACGGACAGUUCUGGCUUUUGGCAAGCCGUCCAGAGAUUCACGCUGUGACAUUAUUUUUAUAUGUGAGGUAAGUUUCCUGCUGUGACUAGCUGCUGCUGUGAAGGGAAGUGAAAGAAAACCCUUCUGCUGUUAUCUCAUUUAGACUAAUCAUGAUUCAGCCAACCCCCCCCUCCCCGCCCCCCCCCCCCCCCCCCCCGAAUUAGCCUAGAGGCACGAACAGACCUGAAGAUGACCACCCCAACGUGCCCAAUUAAACAGGGACCCUCUGGACCCCUCCCAAUGCCCAACAACCCCCUGAAGUGUGACGACCCACACAAAAAGCUCACGGGGUUGAGAGUGAGAAGCAGUGGUGUUAAUAUGGAGUCACCAUACCGUCUCCUCUUCAGACAUGGAAUGGGACAUUAAUGACUUGAAAGAGGAAUGCCAAGCCUGUAUACAGUGAAUAUGAUAGAACUAUUUAUAUUUUACGUUCAUGUAAAACAUUCACAGCAGUGAAAAAAAUAUUAGAGACCGUCAUGUUCUAUAUGUUUCAGUGAGUGUGUGGGUGAGUGGUGCGAUUUUGUGUGUGUGGGUGUGUGUGUCUGUGUAUGGAUUUAUUACAGCAAGACUUCAGCUAUUUCAAGAUAUUGUAAUGUAUGAAUGUACCAUAAAGCAGGGGGUGCAUUGUGCCCCCCCAGCCUAGCCAAGCUUUAGCAUGACAUUAAAAUCAAAGUGCUGCUUUGAAAAGGUUUAGCACAGACAGAAACAACCAAGUAACUGGUUAUGUUUCUCAUCUGAGAAGAGAUUACCUCUGCUGAUAAUUUGCCUCUAAAUGUAACCAAUUUUCUUCAUAAUGAAGGCAGUAUAAUGAACCUCAAAACCUAAUAAUGAACCUCUUGCAAUCAUAGCCAAGUUUCUAGUUAUAUGACCUUCUGUAACUUUUUUCUUUUUUUUUUUCCAAAUGUGAAUGGUCGUUACUUUUAAUUAGCUUAUAAAAAACAUGCAUGAAUAUUCAAAUUAAUUGACUGCCAACUAUUCAUGGUUCCACUUUCCUUAGCUUUUUGGUUCCUUAGCUUUUUUGUGAUGAAAUGUUUUUAUUCAACAAAAAUUCUCAAACAUAAUAUUCAACAGUCUUUUUUUCCCCUUAAGCGAUUCCCCCACCCCCCACUUAGCACAAACGUCUUGUUUUAGAGCUCAUGGAUAACUAAAUAUAAUUAUAAUAUAAACCGUGCACUUAAUGGCUUUUCCUAGCAUGUUGUUUUUUUUCUUUCAGUAGGAUAAAGCACGAGUCCAAGCAUGUUUACUGCACAAGCCUCUACAAGCGACUGAAAAUUUAUCAAUGCCUGUAUUUCCAAAUAAUUUCAUGUUUACAAAUAUGUAUAUAGUAUAUAACAAACUACAAUCUUAAAGGUUCAUGGAACACCCAAAAGAAGACAUUUUCUGACAAUUCUUUGAUUUGAAAGGAGACAGAAGACAAAAACUUUACAAAUACAACAACAUAUGUGACCUGCUCUAUCAAAAUCCCAAAACAUACUACUCGAAAUAAUAUUUCUAAUGAUACCAAAGUUAUCUCUCUACUCCAGAUAUCAAGGGAGUUGUAUCCCAUUGCAUUUUCAGUGCCACCAAACCAAAAGUACAGCUUCAAAGUUUCAUUGCGUUAGUUAGUGAGGCUGGGAGACUACCAACACUUGGCUAACAAAACUCUGGCGCUAUAUGUACAGUAUAAACCUUCUUACAUAUAAACCCUUUGAAACUAUAUUUUUAGUCUGAACAUUUACUCUUGACAUUAGGAAAUAGAGACAACCAUAAAAGCAAAUACAUUAAAAUGUAGCCACAAACGCAGCUGUUUGUGACUGGCAAACAGUGACAAGCUGGCUAGCCUGCAAACAAUGCAAAACUCCGGUGUUACUUUCACUUUGACAUCUUGUGUUUAAAACCUUAAAAACUACAAAUGUUUUACGCUGAAAUUGGCAGUGAAACGUACAAAUUAUGAAAACGAAGACCACAGUCAAAAAAUAACAUUAACAUAAACAUCGAUGUAUGUGAAAUUGGCCGUCGAAGCAUACGGCUGAUUAUGAUGGAGCAGGUCAUAUAUACUUCUUGCAAGCAGGUGCUGCUUGAUGGUGAAAAACAGAGACUUGCCAUUACCCUUGGCAGUGUCCCACACUGGCCCCAAGAGUAUGUACGUAUGACCGUCAAGUCAAAUGUGACUGCAGCUCAGGUACUUCAGAAGACUGUAUGGAACAUGUCUUGCAUUUGUCUAAAAGACAAGAAUGGUACAGUAGUGCUUUAUUCUGCUGCUCAUUCCUGUGUAAUGCAGGCUCCUGUGAAAGACUGUGGGGUCUAUGUGUUGUAGGCCCUGCAGACAUCAUUGUUACUAAAGAGCAACUAUGUAGCUACGUUCUGCGCUAUGUAAUAGAGUGCCAUUUAUUUUUAUGCUGUGUGGAUGAGAGGCAUGAUAUUAUUUCAUAGUAACCCCUCUCUGUACUGUAAGAUUAACAUCCAUCCCAUAUUAAAAAUUACAUUUUGAGGUAA